Nomascus leucogenys (northern white-cheeked gibbon) is the source of this 3631-nucleotide messenger RNA. RefSeq names its product poly(ADP-ribose) polymerase family member 10 (gene PARP10). Gene Ontology annotation, cellular component: nucleus; cytoplasm. Gene Ontology annotation, biological process: negative regulation of gene expression. Lineage: Eukaryota; Metazoa; Chordata; Mammalia; Primates; Hylobatidae. The record is from RefSeq and is a predicted model, not a curated record. Gene Ontology annotation, molecular function: transcription corepressor activity; NAD+ poly-ADP-ribosyltransferase activity.
ACUUUUGUUUUCCUGCUCACUGCAGAGUUAGGCUUGCUGAGGGGCAGGCGCAGGAGUCCUGGCUGAGCUCGUGGCCUAAGGCUGCCUAGGGGCCGCGGGGAGUGUAAGUGCUGUGUGUGGGGCCACCCAUAAUGGGGGAUCAUUGAGGACACACCUUGGGGGGGCCUGGGGAGGGGCAGGAGGGGUGGAAUGGGCUGUUUCUCUACCCACCUGAUGCCCCGUCCCAGGGUUGCAAUGGCGGAGGCAGAGGCAGGGGUGGCAGUGGAGGUCCGUGGACUGCCCCCUGCCGUGCCUGACGAGCUGCUCACGCUCUACUUUGAAAACCGCCGACGCUCUGGAGGGGGACCUGUGUUGAGCUGGCAGAGACUGGGCUAUGGGGGCGUCCUCACCUUCAGAGAGCCUGCAGACGCUGAGAGGGUCUUGGCCCAGGCAGAUCACGAACUAGAUGGUGCCCAGCUGAGCCUGCGGCCAGCUCCACCACGAGCCCCUGCACGCCUGCUGCUCCAAGGACUGCCCCCGGGCACUGCACCCCAGCGCCUGGAGCAGCAUGUCCAGGCCCUGCUUCGUGCCUCGGGGCUCCCCGUACAGCCUUGCUGUGCCUUGGCCAGCCCCCGGCCAGACCGGGCUCUGGUCCAGUUGCCCAAGCCCCUUUCUGAGGCAGAUGUCCGUGUCCUGGAGGAGCAGGCCCAGAAUCUGGGCCUGGAGGGGACCUUGGUGUCCCUGGCCCGGGUUCCCCAGGCCCGAGCGGUGCGUGUGGUGGGGGAUGGUGCCUCUGUGGACUUGCUGCUGCUGGAGCUGUACCUGGAGAAUGAGCGCCGCAGUGGUGGGGGGCCCCUGGAGGACCUGCGAUGCCUACCCGGGCCCCUGGGCACUGUUGCCUCCUUUCAGCAGUGGCAAGUGGCAGAACGAGUGUUGCAGCAGGAGCACCGGCUGCAGGGAUCAGAGCUGAGCCUUGUCCCCCACUACGACGUCCUGGAUCCCGAGGAGCUGGCUGAGAAUACCAGUGGAGGGGACCACCCGUCCACCCUGGGGCCUAGGGCUACCAAGCAUGCUCUCCUGAGGACCGGAGGGCUGGUGACAGCUCUGCAGGGUGCAGGGACUGUGACAAUGGGCUCUGGCGAGGAACCAGGGCAGUCAGGGUCCUCUCUGAGGACAGGUCCCAUGGUGCAGGGUGCAGGGACUGUGACAACGGGCUCUGGCCAGGAACCAGGGCAGUCAGGGGCCUCUCUGAGGACAGGUCCCAUGGGGUCUCUGGGACAGGCAGAGCCAGUCAGCUCGCUGCCCAUGGGGUCUCUGGAACAUGAGGGGCUGGUAAGCCUGAGGCCUAUGGGGUUGCAGGAACCGGAGGGGGCCAUGAGCCUGGGGCCUGUGGGGUCUACAGGCCCAGUGGAGAUCUCUAAGGGGUUGCCGGGGCAGGAGGGCCUGGUGGAAAUUGCCAUGGACUCACCAGGGCAAGAGGGGCUGGUGGGUCCCAUGGAGAUCGCCAUGGGGUCUCUGGAGAAGGCAGGGCCUGUGAGCCCAGGACGUGUGAAGCCGGCAGGGCAGGAGGGCCUGGUGGAGAUGGUGCUGUUGAUGGAGCCAGGGGCCAUGCGCUUCCUGCAGCUCUAUCAUGAGGACCUUCUUGCGGGCCUGGGAGACGUCGCUCUCUUCCCACUUGAAGGACCAGAUGUGACUGGCUUUCGGCUCUGUGGAGCCCAGGCUUCCUGCCAGGCGGCUGAGGAGUUUCUGCGGAGCCUGCUGGGCAGCAUUAGCUGCCAUGUGUUGUGUCUGGAGCACCCGGGCAGCGCCAGGUUUCUCCUGGGCCCAGAAGGGCAGCACCUUCUCCAGGGGCUGGAGGCUCAGUUCCAGUGUGUCUUUGGGACAGAGCGCCUGGCCACAGCCACGUUGGACACAGGCCUUGAAGAGGUGGACCCUACCGAGGCCCUCUCAGUGCUCCCUGGCGACGCCCACACCCUGUGGACCCCAGACAGUACAAGUAGUGACCAGGAGGACGUGAGCCUGGAGGAGGUCCGAGAACUGCUGGCCACCCUGGAGGGCCUAGACCUAGACGGGGAGGACUGGCUGCCUCAGGAGCUGGAGGAGGAAGGGCCUCAGGAGCAGCCAGAGGAGGAGGUGACCCCAGGGCAUGAGGAGGAGGAGCCUGUGGCCCCCAGCACUGUGGCCCCCAGGCGGCUGGAGGAGGAGGCUGCUCUGCAGCUGGCCCUCCACCGGUCGCUGGAGCCUCAAGGUCAGGUGGCUGAGCAGGAGGAGGCUGCUGCCCUGCGGCAAGCCCUAGCCCUCUCCCUGCUGGAGCAGCCCCCGUUGGAGGCAGAAGAGCCCCUGGAUGGGGCAACUAAUGGCAAGGCCCAGCUGGUGGUUCACUCGGCCUUUGAGCAAGAUGUGGAGGAGCUGGACCAGGCGCUCAGGGCUGCCUUGGAGGUCCACCUCCAGGAGGAGACGGUGGGGCCCUGGCGCCGCACACUGCCUGCAGAGCUGCGUGCUCGCCUGGAGCGGUGCCAUGGUGUGAGUGUUGCCCUGCGUGGUGACUGCACCAUCCUCCGUGGCUUCGGGGCCCACCCUGCCCGUGCUGCCCGCCACUUGGUGGCACUUCUGGCUGGCCCCUGGGAUCAGAGUUUGGCCUUUCCCUUGGCAGCUUCAGGCCCUACCUUGGCGGAGCAGACGCUGAAGGGGCCCUGGAACAAGCUGGAGCGUCUGGCAGAGAACACCGGGGAGUUCCGGGAGGUGGUGCAGGCCUUCUACGACACCCUGGACGCUGCCCGCAGCAGCAUCUGCAUCGUUCGUGUGGAGCGCGUGUCGCACCCGCUGCUGCAGCAGCAGUAUGAGCUUUACCGGGAGCGCCUGCUGCAGCGAUGCGAGCGGCGCCCGGUGGAGCGGGUGCUGUACCACGGCACUACGGCGCCGGCAGUGCCUGACAUCUGCGCCCACGGCUUCAACCGCAGCUUCUGCGGCCGCAACGCCACGGUCUACGGGAAGGGCGUGUAUUUCGCCAGGCGCGCCUCCCUGUCGGUGCAGGACCGCUACUCGCCCCCCAACGCCGAUGGCCAUAAGGCGGUGUUCGUGGCACGGGUGCUGACCGGCGACUACGGGCAGGGCCGCCGCGGUCUGCGGGCGCCCCCUCUGCGGGGUCCCGGCCACGUGCUCCUGCGCUACGACAGCGCCGUGGACUGCAUCUGCCAGCCUGGCAUCUUCGUCAUCUUCCACGACACCCAGGCGCUGCCCACACACCUCAUCACCUGCAAGCACACGCCCCGCGCUUCCCCCGACGACCCCUCUGGGCUCCCGGGCCGCUCCCCAGACACUUAACCGAAGGGGCCACCCUCUGGCCUCCUGCUUCCCAGGCUCCCAGCUCCGCACAGGCUGAUGCUUCCACCCCCAACUGUGGCCGCCUGAGCUGUCCCCGGGGACGCCGCUGCCUCCCUCUGCGGGCUCCAGAAGGCGGUGUGGGGGAUGGGGGUCAGCAGCGGCAGAGGGGGGCUGGGCUAGGUCGCCGCCUGGGCCGACCCCACCACCAGGGGUCAGCAAAGCCCAGGAGGCGACACCGCCCGCCCGCUGCACCCAGACCUCGCCCGAGUCGGCUCUGUUGUUUGAAUAAACGUGAACGUGAACCCAGGCGGAAGGGCCCCGGGAACUC